Messenger RNA from Lymnaea stagnalis (great pond snail), 978 nucleotides. The record is from the annotation of a GenBank genome assembly. Lineage: Eukaryota; Metazoa; Mollusca; Gastropoda; Lymnaeidae.
CUCACUGAUAGAAAUGAUGAGACAUGCUACACCGGCACCAAUUUACAGUCAGUUGUUAUAACAUUGAAUACGACUUAUCCUUACACGUGGUUAAGACUUGCAGUUAAUAAUACUGGUUCGUAUGUACGUCUUGUUAAAGUCUAAUAAUAUAAUUUGUUUUCCGCAGACAUCUUCUCCUUUAUAAUUCAUUAAUUUAGUGUUAUGUUUAAUUAAAUAUUUGAAUAUGUCCGUAUUUAAAAUGUUUUGACUUACUCAAUUCUAAAAUAUAAAUUAUAUUAUAAAAGGAUUAUUGUGAUUAUUCAAUUUUUUUUAAAGCAAGUUUUAACAGUUUACAAGUCUCUUUCAAGACGGACACAUCGGCAGAUAUGGCUUGCACCAACCAACUGAACACCACAAUAGACGCAAGAAGAAUGGACAUUCGUUGUGAUACAAUGUUCGAUGUGAAGCAAGUCAUCAUAAAAGGUCAAGGUCUCAAGUCUUUGUGCUCCGUUUACAUUAAUGGAGGCAAGAAUGUGAUAUAUUACUAAGAAACAAGACCAUAUAUUUCAUAAUAAAAUACCAGACAAAAUAAUAUCAAUUAUAUGUCUGUUUGAUUUUUUUUCUUUUUAACUUUCAAUUAAUUCUUGCGUUCUUAGAAAGCAGUUAUGUUAAACGUCGUCUUGAUAAUAUAUUCUUACUAAUUGAUACAUUUUGAACUAAAGUUUAAUAGAUGUUUAAAAGCUUUUGAAAUGAUUCCUUUAAGGUCGCAACGUCGCAUUGAAACAAGCCGCUGUUCAAAGUUCUAUCUACACUAAAGAGGGUGUCUCUUUGGCUCAGGCUUCCAACGCGAUCGAUGGUGACACACAUAAUAGUUUAAAAAAUCAAUCAUGCAGUCAUACAAAUGGCUACGAUGAUGAUACGUCACCAAAUUGGAAUGUAACUUUUAGCAAGCUUCAAGUAGUCAACAGAAUUGUAUUGUACAACAGAAAUGGUAACUAG